Chrysochloris asiatica (Cape golden mole) is the source of this 2310-nucleotide messenger RNA. It is a transcript of the gene ITGB2, whose product is annotated as integrin, beta 2 (complement component 3 receptor 3 and 4 subunit). Bases 1 to 2310 code for a protein of 769 amino acids. Gene Ontology annotation, biological process: cell adhesion mediated by integrin; cell migration; integrin-mediated signaling pathway. NCBI's taxonomy places the organism in Eukaryota, Metazoa, Chordata, Mammalia, Afrosoricida, Chrysochloridae. Gene Ontology annotation, cellular component: focal adhesion; cell surface; integrin complex. Gene Ontology annotation, molecular function: amyloid-beta binding; integrin binding. The record is from RefSeq and is a predicted model, not a curated record. The transcript has 15 exons.
AUGCCGGGUCGGCGCACCCUGCUGCUCACACUGGUGGGGAUGCUCUCCCUUGAGUCUGUUAUACUCCAGGAGUGUACCAAGUUCAAGGUCAGCACCUGCCGGGAGUGCAUAGAGGUGGGGCCCGGCUGUGCCUGGUGCCAGAAGCUGAACUUCACUGGGCCAGGGGAGCCUGACUCCGUCCGUUGUGACACCAGGGAGCAGCUGCUGUUGAAAGGUUGUGCAUCUGAUGACAUCAUGAAUCCCCAAAGUCUCGUUGAGGUCCAGAAGAACCGGGCGGGGGACCGCAAGCAACUGUCCCCACAGAGUGUGACGCUUUACUUGAGGCCAGGCCAGGCUGCCAAGUUCAAUGUGACCUUCCGGCGAGCUGAGGGAUACCCCAUUGACCUGUACUACCUGAUGGACCUCUCCUAUUCCAUGGUCGAUGAUCUCAUCAAUGUCAAGAAGCUGGGAGGCGACCUGCUCAGGGCCCUCAAUGAGAUCACGGAGUCAGGUCGCAUCGGUUUUGGCUCCUUUGUGGACAAGACGGUACUGCCCUUUGUCAACACACAUCCUGAGAAGCUGAAAAACCCAUGUCCCAACAAGCAGAAGGACUGCCAGCCCCCGUUCGCCUUCCGACACGUGCUGAAACUAACCAACAACUCCAACCAGUUCCAGACAGAGGUUGGAAAACAACUGAUUUCUGGGAACCUGGACGCUCCAGAGGGUGGUCUGGAUGCCAUGAUGCAAGUGGCUGCAUGCCCGGAAGAAAUUGGUUGGCGCAACGUCACACGCCUGCUGGUGUAUGCCACGGACGAUGGCUUCCACAUUGCUGGGGAUGGGAAGCUGGGUGCCAUCCUCACCCCCAAUGAUGGUCACUGUCACUUGGAGGACAACAUGUACAAAAGGAGCAACGAGUUUGACUACCCAUCAGUGGGCCAGCUGGCACAUAAACUAGCUGAGAACAACAUUCAGCCUAUCUUUGCUGUGACAAGUAGAAUGGUGAAAACCUAUGAGAAGCUCACGGAAAUCAUCCCCAAGUCAGCAGUUGGAGAACUCUCUGAAGAUUCCAGCAACGUGGUCCAGCUCAUCAAAAAUGCCUACAAUAAACUCUCCUCCAGAGUCUUCCUAGACCACAGCACCCUCCCUGACAACCUGAAAGUCUCCUAUGACUCCUUCUGCAGUAAUGGCAUCUCACUACUGGACCAGCCCCGAGGAGACUGUGACGGUGUACAGAUCAAUGUCCCGAUCACCUUCCAGGUGAAGGUUACAGCUAAGGAGUGUACUCAGGAGCAGUCGUUUGUGAUCCGCCCGCUGGGCUUCACAGACACAGUGACGGUGCGCGUGCUCCCGCAGUGUGAGUGCCAAUGCCACAACACCAGACCCAACCAGAACUACUGCAGCGGCAAGGGCAUCGUGGAAUGCGGCAUCUGCAGGUGCCACCUUGGCUUCAUCGGGAAGAGCUGUGAGUGCAAGACGCAGGGACGCAGCAGCCAGGAGCUGGAGGGGAGUUGCCGGAAGGACAACAGCUCCAUCGUGUGCUCAGGGCUGGGGGACUGCAUCUGCGGGGAAUGCAUCUGCCACCGGGUGGAUGACCCUAAGAAGCAGAUCUACGGGCGCUACUGCGAAUGUGACACCUUCAAUUGCGAGAGAUACGACGGCCAGAUCUGUGGCGGCGAGGAUAGGGGUUCCUGCCGCUGUGGCAAAUGUCUUUGCCACGCAGGCUUCGAAGGCUCUGCGUGCCAAUGUCGCAGCUCCACCCAUGGCUGUGUGAACCAGCAGCAAAUUGUCUGCAGUGGGCGUGGGAGCUGCCACUGCAAUGUGUGCAAGUGUGACCCUGGCUACCAGCCACCACUGUGCCUGGAGUGCCCAGGCUGCCCCUUGCCUUGCAGCAAACACGUUUCCUGUGCAGAGUGUCUGAAAUUCCAGAAGGGCCCCUUUGGGAUGAACUGCAGUGUGGCGUGCCAGAACCUGAAGCUGCAAGAGGAAGUCCUCCAGGGCCGGACGUGCAAGGAACAAGACUCAGAGGGUUGCUGGAUUAGCUACACUUUGAAGCAGGACUUUGGGAGAGAGAAAUAUUUCAUCCAUGUGAAGGAUACACGAGAGUGCGUGGAGGGUCCCCAGGUGGCUGCCAUCGUGGGGGGUACAGUGGCAGGCAUAGUGCUGAUCGGUGUCCUCCUGUUGAUCAUCUGGAAGGCCCUGACCCAAAUCAAUGACCGCAGGGAGUACAAGCGCUUUGAGAAGGAGAAGCUGAAGUCCCAGUGGAACACUGAUAACCCACUUUUCAAGAGUGCCACCACCACAGUUAUGAACCCCAAGUUUUCUAAGAGUUAG